Molecule: messenger RNA, 567 nt
Organism: Kwoniella botswanensis
Lineage: Eukaryota; Fungi; Basidiomycota; Tremellomycetes; Tremellales; Cryptococcaceae
Exons: 5
Coding region: 1-567 (188 amino acids)
Source: RefSeq, a predicted model, not a curated record
AUGUCAUCCACAUUUAGUAGCAGAUUCUCUUCGUUCGCUCGAUCUUCUUCAUUCAGCUCGAAUCUAGGUCCAAGUAAAUCUUGGACUUCCGGGGGUCAAUCUACUGCUGGAACCGGACGGACAGGAAGUAAUAACUCGUAUUUCCAUCAUCGACCGAAAACCAGAAAUGAGGGUGAUAAGAAGACACUAGAUACAUUGAACAACCUCAAGUCCACGGAUUGUUCCCCUCGAGUUGUUCGUCCUGGAUUAAUAAGAUCGAAUUCAAGUAUAUCACAAUCGUCCGUAUCAUCAUGCCGAUCAGAAUCUGAUAUCAACGAGAAAUGGAUUUACAGAUCCAUGCGACGUCGGUCCGGCAAUAGAUGGAAUUUUGAACCUAGCCCAGUUCUCAUUGGUGAAGGUAGUGUCGAUAUCGAUAUCGAUCAAUCUUCAAUGUGGGAUCACCGGGAGGAGGUGGAGGAAGAUUAUGGUUCCGAGAGAGAAUCGAGUGAGAUGGUCAAUCGGAGCCCUCAGUCGAGCAGUAGUGCCGCAUGCUGUGAUUCUCUCCCCAAACAAAGGGCCAAUCCGUGA